GCCGCAUAAGUGUAAGAAGUUGAUAAAUUUACUACGCAAUAGUGUCAGCUAGUGCAGGGGAAGGUCGGGGAAGCAAGGAAAGAAGAAAGGGAAGCUAGCGCUUGAGGCCGUUCUCUUCUCCCUGAUGAUGAAAUUCGAAUCCUCUCCUCAUCCGAUUUCUCCUUCUUCUCCGAUAUGCUUUCAGUGUCCAAUGAUCUGAGUCUCAUUUUGGAUCGGUAAACGAAGCUCCGACUGGGAGAAGAAAAGAAAGAACGAGCAAAAAACAUAUAAAGCAACCGAUUGAAGGUUGGAGGGCGUAAAAGGCACUCCGAGGGCGGUUUGCGGCGGCAAGACAGCUUCUACUCCUUCUCCUCCUAUUCACUCACUCGGCUUUUUCACCAAUCAGAUAAAGCGCUCGAAGGAGCAGCAGCCGCCGCCUCCACGAAGUAGUGCAGUGCAAGAAGCUCUUCCUCUUGACGGUAACACUCACCCAGAAGAAAACGAAGUUACUACUCACUUGGCGGCAACUUGGAAUUGCGACUUGGGUACACUAUUAUGGGUUCGGAGCAGAAUAGAUUCCCUCAGCAAGAACGGCGAAAGAGAUGGGGAGGAUGCUUGGGAUCCUUGUCUUGUUUUGGUGCUCAGAAAGGUGGGAAAAGAAUUGUCCCUGCAUCACGAAUUCCUGAUGGCAAUGCUUCCGUUACUCAGCCUAAUGGGCCUCAUCAAGCAGCUGGGAUGACCAAUCAAGCUACCACAAUAGCUCCUUCCCUUCUAGCUCCACCUUCUUCACCAGCUUCAUUUUCAAAUUCUGGUAUCCCUUCUACUGCUCAGUCUCCAAGUAACUUUCUCUCCUUAUCUGCCAACUCACCUGGCGGCCCUUCCUCGACAAUGUAUGCCACUGGGCCUUAUGCUCAUGAAACACAAUUGGUUUCCCCUCCGGUUUUCUCCACCUUCACAACUGAGCCGUCAACUGCUCCUCUAACUCCUCCUCCUGAGUUGGCUCACUUAACCACACCUUCUUCCCCAGAUGUGCCAUUUGCCCAAUUUCUCACAUCCUCUGCAAAUUUCAGAAGCUCUGGAAAGGGCAGUUAUCAUCUUGCUGCAAAUGAUCUGCAAGCGGCUUAUGCACUCUAUCCUGGAAGCCCUGCCAGCAGUCUUCUGUCACCUAAAUCAAAGACCUCACGUGAUUGUUUGUCAUCGUCUUUCCCCGAACGGGAGUUUCCUCCCCAGUGGGAUCCUUCUGUUUCACCCAAAAAUGGUGAUUGUUCGAGGAAUGAUUCUGGCAGGCUUUCCGGGCACGAUGGUUCCUCUCCCUCCUUGGUAUCUCAUGAUUCCAACUUCUUUUGUCCUGAUACAUUUGCAAGAUUCUACCUAGACCAUAAUCCACCAUUUCCUCAUACUGCUGGGAGGUUGAGUGUUUCUAAAGAUUCAGAUGUCUAUCCUACUGGUGCGAAUGGGCAUAUGCACAAUAGGAAUAAUAAGAGUCCCAAGCAAGAUGUUGAAGAAGUAGAAGCUUACAGAGCAUCCUUUGGGUUCAGUGCCGAUGAGAUCAUCACUACUACUCAAUAUGUGGAGAUAUCCGAUGUCAUGGACGACUCUUUCACCAUGAACCCAUUCACUUCAAGCAAAAGUAACGUGGGAGAUGUCCUAGAAAAUGCGAACGAGAGUGAGACCCAAAAGUUAUUGGGCACGCAGAGGAAGCUGCCAAGACAACAGAGCUUGAAGUCGAAAUCCGAUGUAAUUACUGGGGAAGGCUGUGAAGCUCUUGCCUCUUCUGAUAGAUACAAAGGCUUCUCGAAUCCUAUAUCAGGAAGGCAGUCAGGAAACAUCUCCGGUUCAAGUACACCUCCCAGGUACACCCUAUCUGACAACGAGGGUAUGUUCUCUAAGACGCCUUCCUCCAAAGCCAGCAGAAAAUACCAUGUGGGGCUGUCGAGCUCGGAUGCAGAAAUUGACUAUAGGAGGGUAAGGAGCUCAAGAGAAGGCAGGGGAGAUUAUGGUUGGCACGAGUAA
Molecule: messenger RNA, 1992 nt
Organism: Linum tenue
Lineage: Eukaryota; Viridiplantae; Streptophyta; Magnoliopsida; Malpighiales; Linaceae
Source: the annotation of a GenBank genome assembly